Molecule: messenger RNA, 4127 nt
Organism: Osmia lignaria (orchard mason bee)
Lineage: Eukaryota; Metazoa; Arthropoda; Insecta; Hymenoptera; Megachilidae
Gene: Cand1
Product: Cullin-associated and neddylation-dissociated 1
Biological process (GO): SCF complex assembly
Source: RefSeq, a predicted model, not a curated record
CGCGCAAUUACCAUCAAAAUUUUGGCAGUCUAUAAGUUGUGGAAAAGAUUCGCAGUAUUGAAAUGCUGCCGACAGUGAAAUUUCAUUAAAAUACGAUUUCUAACAAAAUAUUUAACUAAAUAAACCGAAACGAAUUUAGUGUCGUCUGCUACCCACGAAACGUCGUACUUUUUUUUUCUUUUCGUUUCAUUAUAACGUAGAAUAUUGGAACGACAACUGUAACCGGCUGUGAAAAAGUUUUCAAUCAUGGCUAGUGUCUCUUAUCAAAUUGCAAACUUGCUGGAGAAGAUGACAUCCAGUGACAAGGACUUCAGAUUUAUGGCAACCAAUGAUUUGAUGAGCGAAUUACAAAAAGACAAUAUUAAAUUGGACGAUGAUUCAGAGCGUAAAGUUGUAAAAAUGCUUUUAAAGUUGUUGGAGGAUAAAAAUGGAGAAGUACAAAAUCUUGCUGUAAAAUGUUUGGGCCCAUUAGUCAAUAAGGUAAAGGAGUAUCAAGUGGAAACUAUUGUAGAUGCGCUAUGCAGUAACAUGGUGUCAGACAAAGAACAGUUGAGAGAUAUUUCCAGCAUCGGUCUGAAAACUGUUAUUUCCGAGCUUCCUUUGGGAUCCAGUGUACUUGUUGCAAGCGUUUGUAGACGGAUAACCGGCCGACUUAGCAGUGCUAUAGAAAAACAGGAAGAUGUGUCUGUUCAACUUGAAGCGCUUGAUAUCGUGGCUGAUUUAUUAUCCCGAUUUGGUGCUUUACUGAUCACAUUUCAUUCUCUCAUUUUGACUGCAUUAUUGCCACAACUUUCUUCUCCGCGUCAAGCAGUCCGAAAACGUACUAUAGUUGCUCUGAGUCAUCUUUUGACUUCAAGCAACAAUUACUUGUACAAUAAACUUUUAGACCACUUACUCGAAGGUCUCGGUACACAAACAGCAAAAAAUGUGAUACGUACUUAUAUACAAUGUAUUGCUUCCAUAUGUCGCCAAGCGGGACACAGGUUUGGAGAGCAAAUAGAAAGGGUUAUGCCAUUGAUUGUACAAUAUAGUAACGAGGAUGAUGAUGAACUAAGAGAAUACUGUUUACAAGCAUUUGAAGCUUUUGUAUACAGAUGUCCCAAAGAAAUUACACCACAUAUAAAUAAAAUUAUAGAAAUUUGUUUAACUUACAUUACAUAUGAUCCAAACUACAAUUAUGAUGACGAUAUGAAUGAUGUGUCCGAUGGAGAGGAUGUUAUGAUGGAAGUAGAAGAAGAUGGAGAAGAAGAUGCAGAAGAUGAAUAUUCAGAUGACGAUGAUAUGAGUUGGAAAGUUCGUAGGGCAGCUGCAAAAUGUCUCGAAGCUGUUGUAUCCAGUAGACGAGAACUUCUUCCCGAACUUUACAAAGUUGUUUCUCCAGCCUUGAUUGCAAGAUUCAAAGAAAGAGAAGAAAAUGUAAAGUCCGAUAUUUUCCAUGCAUACAUCGCACUUUUGAGACAAACAAGACCCGCUACCGGUGUACCCCUCGAUCCUGAUGCGAUGGAAGACGACGAUGGACCAAUAUCAUUAUUACAACAGCAGGUUCCGCUAAUUGUAAAAGCUGUCCAUCGUCAAAUGAAAGAGAAGAGUAUUAAAACAAGACAAGAUUGUUUUUCAUUAUUAAAAGAAUUAGUGCUUGUAUUGCCCGGUGCUUUAAGCAAUCACAUACCUGCAUUGAUACCGGGUAUUCAAUACUCUUUGGGUGAUAAGAAUUCUUCGUCAAAUAUGAAAAUUGAUACAUUGGCUUUUGUACAUACGUUAUUAAUAACUCAUCAACCAGAAGCGUUUCACGCUCACAUGGCAGUUUUAGCACCUCCGAUCAUAUCAGCUGUUGGAGAUCCGUUUUAUAAAAUUACAGCGGAAGCAUUAUUGGUGUUACAGCAAUUGGUUCAAGUAAUUAGACCACAUGAUAAACCGUGUUAUUUUGACUUCACAUCGUUGUCCGGAGAAAUAUAUCGUUGUACGUUAAUGAGACUUAGGACUGCGGAUAUUGAUCAAGAAGUAAAAGAAAGAGCAAUCGCUUGCAUGGGUCAGAUCCUCGCACAUUUUGGCGAUACUUUAUCCGAUGAAUUGCAUGUAUGCCUUCCUAUAUUUUUGGACAGACUUCGUAAUGAAAUUACACGCCUUACGACGGUAAAAGCUUUAACGUGUAUAGCAUCGUCUCCUUUGAAAGUAGAUUUGAAACAGAUUAUGGAAGAAGCAAUUCCAAUUCUUGGAUCCUUUUUAAGAAAGAAUCAACGAGCUUUAAAAUUAUGUUCCCUUCCACUUUUAGAUACUUUGGUUCGAAAUUAUAGUUCCACUCUUCAUGCCGAUUUAUUAGACAAGGUUACUACGGAAUUACCAGCGUUAUUAAAUGAGACUGAUUUACAUAUUGCGCAAUUAACUCUCAAUCUUCUCACCACCAUAGCAAAAUUACAUCCAGUCGCCCUUACGAGGGUUUCUGAUAAUAUCCUUCCAGAAAUAUUAGUGUUGGUAAAGUCCCCGCUCCUUCAAGGUGUCGCUUUAAAUUCGAUGUUAGAAUUUUUCCAAGCAUUAGUUCAAGCAGAUAUACCAGGUCUAGGUUAUAGAGAAUUGUUGUCAAUGUUAUUAGCACCUGUCAGUCAGUCCGUACUUCAUAAGCAAGCGUAUCAUUCGCUUGCAAAAUGUGCAGCCGCACUGACUAUCACAUGGCAUCAAGAAGCUCAAGCAGUGGUCGAACAAUUUUUGAAAGACGUGCAGAUUCCUCAGAGUGACGCGCAGCAUAUUUUUGCGUUAUUGGUUAUCGGUGAAAUAGGCAGACACGUGGACUUGAGUGGAAUCAGCUCUUUAAAGCAUACAAUUUUAAACUCGUUUUCAUCGCAUUCAGAGGAAGUUAAAUCAGCAGCUAGUUACACGUUAGGUAAUAUAGCAGUCGGUAAUCUUCCCGAAUAUCUACCAUUCAUAUUGAAAGAAAUCGAAGCGCAACCAAAACGUCAAUACCUGCUCUUACAUUCACUGAAAGAGAUAAUCACGUGUCAAUCUGCUAGUCCAUCUGGUGUAUCUCAUUUGCAAAAUUUUGUGCCUUCGAUUUGGAUGCUUUUAUAUAGGCAGUGUGAAUGUACAGAAGAAGGGACACGGAACGUUGUAGCCGAAUGUCUAGGAAAACUUACUUUAAUCGAUCCGGCUACAUUAUUACCAAGAUUACAGGAAUCUCUAAAAUCACCGUCUGCGUUAAUGAGAACUACUACAGUUACUGCUGUCAAAUUCACUAUUUCCGAUCAGCCACAACAAAUUGAUGCUAUGUUAAAACAAUGUAUGGGUAGCUUCUUAGUUGCUCUGGAAGAUCCUGAUUUGAAUGUAAGAAGAGUAGCUUUAGUUGCAUUUAAUUCUGCAGCUCAUAACAAACCGAUGCUCAUCAGAGAUUUAUUAGAUUCCGUGUUACCACAUCUUUAUGCUGAAACUAAGAUAAAGAAAGAACUUAUAAGGGAAGUUGAAAUGGGCCCAUUCAAACAUACAGUAGAUGAUGGUUUAGAUCUUAGAAAAGCAGCAUUCGAGUGUAUGUACACAUUGCUGGAUUCUUGUCUCGAUCGAUUGGAUGUUUUCAAAUUUUUAAAUCACGUUGAAAAUGGUCUCAGAGAUCAUUACGAUAUCAAAAUGUUAACUUAUCUCAUGACUGCGAGGCUCGCGCAGUUGUGCCCUGCAGCAGUUUUACAAAGGUUGGAAAGAUUGGUUGAACCAUUGAAAAGUACUUGUACAAUGAAAGUAAAGGCAAAUUCUGUAAAACAAGCAUAUGAAAAACAAGAUGAACUAAAACGUUCUGCCUUGAGAGCUGUGGCAGCAUUGUUAACUAUCCCAGAUGCUGAUAAAAAUCCGUCGUUAAGCGAAUUUGUAACACAGAUCAAAGGAACACCCGAAUUACAACCACUUUUCGAAAUAAUUCAAAAAGAUUGUACCGGUAGUAGUGUCAAUGAAACAAAUGUGAUGGAUCAGAGUUAAAAAGUUUACGACUUACUUUUUGUAUUUCACAUAGAUCGCUGUUAGCUAAGCAUUCACGGUCAUAUUAUUAAUAGUUUAUUUCUAUACGUUAUUUUUUCAUUAUUGUCUUCGAUUUGAAAGUAGUUUGAAAUGAAUGUGAUUUUAUGUAACACGCCAUGUAUAAAUUAUAAAAU